Amoebophrya sp. A120 is the source of this 6681-nucleotide messenger RNA. The record is from the annotation of a GenBank genome assembly. NCBI's taxonomy places the organism in Eukaryota, Dinophyceae, Syndiniales, Amoebophryaceae.
CAACACUUGUAAAUUUACUUUUUUUUCCUCUGCACCAAACAAGUACAACAUCGCCAGAAGUUUAUUUGGUUUUGGACCCUUUCUUUUUCGCAAAUAACCUCUCCUCGUCUGUUGACACAAUUACACAUCGUAUUUCUAUCGAAAUCGAAACAAAACUCCCUCUAUAAAAAAUUUCUUCUCAACAUCUUCAUCACCUUCAAAAAUCUUGCAACUGAUCGAAAACCUGCUCAGAAUGCCAGAAUACAGACACCAACAACAGUUUUCGCAAGGUUCGUCUUGCAAUAUGCCCUCCUCGUCCUCUCCCCGUCGUGUAGACCACGGUGCUGCUUCUAAUCGGCUGCCAUCUCCGAUGGCGGGGCCGCGCAAACGUGUUUUGCCGUUGGAGCAGGCCGUCUUACCUACCGUGGCCGGGCAUUCGGAGCGGAGUGCUUCGUCUCGUAACGGGUCGUCUGACGACAGUUACCUGUCGGCGAUGAACAAAGGCGGAACUACAGGAGGACAACGCAAGCAGGUUUUGUCUCUGGAAGAGCUUGUGAUGUCCCCGUCGACGCCCAAAGUAGAACCAACGACGAUGGCAGAAGCAGAGCCACAAGAACCAACGAAGCAGGACAAAAAUUCCACCAGGAGCUCCAAGAAGUCCUCCUCCUUGGGCGCCGUCGCGUCGUUCGGGGGCUCUUGUACUUCGGAGCAAAUUUCUCGUGGGACGAGUUCGGAACUAGCCCGAACCACGACGCAUGAGAAACACUUAAUGGAUCAACUCGCAACCGCCCUGCUUGCCGCGCAGAAGGGAAAGGGUAAUAAAGAAACGGCGGAACAACAAGAGCCGGUAGUUGUUGCUGGAAAGAAUAAUUACAAAGGAGGUUCUACGUCGAGUAGUUCGUCUCAAAAGUUCUUUGAGCUGGAGGAGCAGAGCGGCGAAACGAAACAAGCAGUGACGACGUUUCGGUUUCGGAAGACCACGACCCCUACGGGGUCUACUACUUCCCAUAAGAAAGUCAGCGCUCCGCCGGGUCUGGACCUGUCUUCUUCUUCGGAUCAUGACCAGACCCCGUCGACUACUGCGGGUGAGGACACGACUAUGAGACUACACAACUCCCCCUCCCCCUCAUUUGUAAUGCAAAAUUCCAAAUCCAUUCUUUGCCCCUUGGGACUUUAUGCAUGACAAGUUCUGGAACCUCAAACAGCACUACAAUCCUGGGUGAAUUUGUCAUGCAAAACCUGCAUUCUUGCCGACGCUUGUAUUGCUGUGCAUGCCAGACAAAUGAGGGGGAGGGGGAGUUGUGCACUCUCAUAACGACUAGGAGUACCGCUCGACCGGAUACAACGACGUUCUCCACGACUAUGUCUUCUGGUGGAGCUGCAUACUACCCGUCAACCACCACGUCUCCUCACAGCUCCGCUGGCUCCUUCGCGUCACCGGUUGCUGGCGGGAAAACAAGAAAGGCAAAGGGUAGCAGCACGCAGCAAAAAUUGGCGCUGGGAAAAACUGCUGCAUCUUCAUCGUCGACAAAACACAUUUCUUUCGAGGACCAGUAUUAUGCAGCAGCUACUGCUGCUGCUGCUGCCGCGGCAACUACUACAACUCCCGGCCAACUUGGGAUGACCUUUCCGCCGAUUUCCCCGCCUUUGCCUUUGCCUUUGCCGCCGAUUCUAGAACAACAAACCGCGACCCCAGGAGCUGCAGUGCCUCACCACAUGAUGCUGCCUAUGAACUGCAAAAGUAUCGUACUCGUAUGAAUGCAUUACAAAUUUCCUCAGCAUGAGAAAUAAAAUUUGUAAUGCGGAUUUGACAUAGUGAAAAGAUUUGUAAUGCAUUAUUUGCAAUACGAGUACGAUACUUUUGCACAUGAUGCUGCCUUCUCAGGAGCAAAUGGAUUUGGCGGUUCACGUAUCAAAUGCAAAAAUGUCUGGGUCUGGGAGAUUCUCAGACUUGUCAUGCACGUUUUGCAUGAGCCAUGAUGUCUGUGAUGCACGCCGUAGCAUCACAGAUUUUUCGAGGGGUUCUUGAAGCCUAUUUCGCAUGACAAAUGCCUGAUCCGCGUAGCAAAAAUUACAUUCCCUUUGCAUUUGCUACUCACGCAAUACAAUUUUUUUUGGAAUCCAAAUGCAGCAUCACAAGUUGCAUUCUUCCGGACCCAGACAUUUUUGCAUUUGAUAUCACGCGGCGUUGUUCCAGCACCAGGUGGCGCUGACGAUGUCGUAUGCAAGCACGCUAUCCGCGACCGCGGGUGGAUCCUCGGGUUCCGCUACUGCUGCUGCUUCCCCAGCGGGUACUACGGGUAGCUCUACGCCAGUCUCGCCUUUCUUUCCGCCCAGCAUGCCAGCAUCACCCGGCGCGGAUGUGCUUGAUAUGCGUGCCUUUCACAAAGCAGCGAAAGCCGCAGGUCUCUUGCACAGCGGCCACAGCUAUCAAAUGUAAAAAUGUCUGGGUCUGGAAGAGUCAUGCUGUUUCUGCAUGACACAGAAGGUCUGGCAUGAAGCUCUAGCAUCACAAGUUUCGAGAAGCUUCCGCAAUGCCGGACCCGCAUGACAAAUCCCCCAUUUUGGUGACAGAAAGUGGGCAGCUUUUGCUAGCUAUGCAUGAGAGAUUUUUGUGUGUUCUGAAAUGCGCAUCACAGGUUACAUCCUUCCAGACCCAGACAUUUUUACACUUGAUAACAGCGCUAGCAUCAGUGCCGGUCGCAGCAGCGUGGGGUCCUCCGCCUCCGCGUCGAGUGCGGUUUUGUCGAAAGAGAUCAAGUAUCCUGUGCAAAAGUAUCGUACUCGUAGUAAUCGCAGUCAUGCAUUACAAAUCUUCAUCCCAAGGCAAAACAGCAUGACAAAUUCCAUUUGUCAUGCUGAGCUAAUUUGUCAUGCGAUUUAUACUAGUGCGAUACUUUUGCAGUUCAUAUCAAGGAGGGAAAACGUCAUCAACUCAAAGAGCAGAAUAAUGUUAAUGCGAAGGCUAUGGAAGCGUCAGGUUUAAAAUCGUCAAAGUUGAAAUAGUUUGCCAUGCAUAAAACGGAUACCAGUCAGACCUACAGUUUGUAGUCGGUGCAUGACAAAUCUUCUCGGUCCUGGAAAGGAGUCUGUCAUGCGGUUUAGGGCAAAAGAGCUGCCUUCUGUCAUGCUAGUUAGCAGUCCAACUUUUGAAGACCCUUACCAGGACUAUAAUCUGCUUCCCUUGCGUCCUCGGCAAUAGAGUCACUUUUUGUAAUCGCAUUUUAUGCAUGGCAAAUCAUUUCAACUUUGACGAUUUCAAACCUGACGCUUCCAUAAAGGCGAAGCUCUCGUCGUCCUCCGGUGCAGGAACGCCGCAAGAAGCGUUGUCCGCCACCUCUUCCGUCAGCUAUCCUGUGCAAAAGUAUCGUACUCGUAGUAACCCCAUUCAUGCAUUACAAAUUUCUUUCUCAAGUUAAAUCCGCAUUACAAAUUUUAUUUCCCAUGCUGAGGAAAUUUGUAUUGCAAUCCAUACUAGUACGAUACUUUUGCAAUGCAUAUCAGCUCCUUCGCGUCGAAACUGCGCGAAAAGGCGCAUUUUGAGAAGGAACGAGCUCUGGCUUCCGCGCAUAUCAAAUGCAAAUAUGUCUGGGUCUGGAUAGAUGCAACUUGUCAUGCUGUCCUUGAAUUCUAAAAACAUCUGUAUUGCGUAAGCAGCAAGAGAAGUCGACUGUUUUGCUACGCGGAGGGGGUAUUUCUCAUGCAGUAUGGGCAUCAGGAGGCCCUCAGGAAAUCAGUGAUGCUACCGCAUACAUUACAGACAUCAUGGGCCAUGCCAAAUGUGCAUGACAAGUCUUCUCAUCUUCCAGACCCAGACAUAUUUGCAUUUGAUAGCGCAGCAGAAGAAGCAGUCCGCGUAUUUGCUUCAACUGCAGCAGCUGCAGCAGAAGAAGUUGAAAUACAGCUACGAUUUGUUCAAGAAGGAAGAGAAAUUCUUCUUCGACACGGAAGCUUUUCAAAAGGAAUCGAAUCUGAAGAAAGCCGCCAACGACUACGACAUUGUCAUCGUGGGCGGCGGGGUCUCCGGGCUGUUGUCGGCGUAUCGCCUGGUGCAGAGAAACAGCCAGGACAAAGAAGUAGCAGGUGGUGACGACGCUAGCGCAAACGCUGUUAAGCCAAAGCCUGCGUUGAAAAUCCUCCUGAUUGAGCAGAACCCGAGUAGCCUCGGCGGCAGAUGCAAGUCUUUUCUAUCCGCCCCGAAUCUGGAUAUGGGCGCGACCUGGGUCUGGCCGGAGGAACAGCACCGGAUCAAGGGGCUGUUGGAUGAGUUUCAGGUGAAGACCGUCCCCCAACCGGGGUCGUUCACGGGGGAGGAACGGGUGGAAGGCGGUAUGGAGCGAUUAGUGAAGAAAUUACGGAAAGCGAUUGAGGGGAAAGUGGAAAUCAAGAUGGGCGAGCAAUUACUGAGCUGUGUGGAGGAGAAUGUGAUGAUGAAGAUGAGCAAGGAGAAGGAUGAUGGUCGCGCAUCGUCUAGUACUUCUGCCUCCUCGUCGUCAACUGAUAUUAAGUUGGACAACAUGUUAGGCGACCACGUCGAAAACAAGGACAAAAAAGGUACAACCGCAUCUCCAUCUUCUUCAAGCACUCAACAUUGCGACCCGGAAAAAUCCAGAGUCUUCAUCACGACGACUUCUCUCCUCGACCGGAUCACCAACACGAAGAAAGCCACCACGGCUUUAACGAACGCAGCCGGAGAGCUGGUCGCGCCGACGCACAGCUACACGUGCAAGCAGGUGAUCCUCGCCGUGCCGCCGAAGAAGGUCUUGACCGACGUGAAGUUUGGCCCUUAUUGGUCCUACCCGAAAUACCUCCCGCUCGACAACAUCCGCCAGAAAAUGGCCUCGCAGCCGAUCUGGAUGAGUUGCUGCGGGAAGGCGGUGUUGCUUUAUUCCGAAAAGUGGUGGAAUUCCGAGACCAUCGGGAAAAUCAAACUCACCGACAACAACUCGCCGAACCCAAACACGAAAAGAUCCCCCACCGCGCAAUCAAUCAAGGCGGGCCUGAUGGGCACGCCCUUGACACAACCACAAGACAACACGAAGGUCAACGCAAUGCAGGUCUUCGACGCGGGGGAGGUGGUGAUGCACGUGUCCGAAUUUGCCGAGGACUGCGGGGAAGAUAACAAGGGAACUUUGUCGCAGUCCGGGUCCGGGUCUGGGAGCCGGAAAAGCCGGUCUUCCUCUUCAAGGAGUACGAUCAAGGGGAGUGGUAGUUCAUCGGGUACCGGUUCCAAGAACAAUCCUCGUUUGAUUGAUGACUCCGAAGACGUCGCCUCGGUGAGCAGAAAUCCGGUCGCGGUGGCAGAUGCUGCGAAGGAAAGGGAAAGACGCAGUGGUGCCACUGGUCAAUCUCUUUCAGCUAGUUCGAAGGCUUCUACAAGCAAAGUCAAGCUGUACGCCUUGGGGUUCACGAUUACGGUUGGCCGGUGCUCGGCGCAUUUGACCAACACACAGGUGGCGGACCAGAUCGUGCAUCAGGUACUUCAUCUCGGAAUGCGUUUUGCUUUCAGCAGCAUCGUGCGGCUUCUGCAUGACAAAAGUUUCUGUAAUUCAGGAUGACCCCAGUAGUUUUUAUGCUCCGACGAGUUGGUGAAACUGAAAUUUGUGAUGCAUUUUGUGCGUCGUUUCUAUGCCGGGAAUUUGCGUUGCUGUUGAACGAGCUGAAAAAUAAACUCUCUCCUAAUAUCGCGAUCAGGUUCUGAAUUCCAUGCCUCUCCCAGACGGUAUCUCGAGGGAGCAGGUGAAGGAGUACGAGGGCGUUUUUUUCUAUGGAACUGUCAGGAUCGAAAUUGACAAAAUCGAAAAAUUUGUAAUGCGUGAAAUGUAGAGCACGUAUGGCCUGUGUUGGGGAGCAAGCAAAUGAGACCGGUGGCAUGCCUGUUUAAGGGAAGGCGUUGCGCUGCCAGAGUACCAUGACAGGAGCAGUCUUCUUUGCCCAAACAGCAUGACAGACUGGAUUUUAUUAGUGCUUCCAAGAUUUGUCAUGCGCCACUUGGAAACUGAGGCUCCAACUGGUAUCGAUUUUAUGCAUCACAAGUUUUUCGAUUUUGUCAAUUUCGAUUCUGACACUUCCAUAUUUUCAAAAACUGGCGUCGGGACGGCACGGUGAACGUGAUCGGUGCGCCGGAAGUGUUUCCGAUCCAACCGCGGCCGAUCCACGAUUUGAAUAGCACGGUGGUUUUGCCAGCAAUGGGUAAUAAAUCAGCGGAGACAGGAAAGUUGUCCAAGACUGCCAGCUAUGCAGUGCAAAAGUCUCGUACUCGUAUAAAUGCAAGUCUUGCAUUACAGAUCUUUUUUUUAAUGUUAAUCUACAUUACAAAUUUUAUUUCUCAUGCUGAGAAAAUUUGUAAUGCAUUUAUACGAGUGCGAUACUUUUGCAGUUCAUACCAGCAAAGACUCGGGAGCCUCGACGGCGAAUUCUGGUAGUAGUGCUUCGGACAUCAAUGUUGUUCAGCAGAAGAUUCACAACCGCCGCAUCUGGUUUGCGUCUUCCGAGGCGGCGACUGAAUGGUGUGGCAUGCUGGAAGGCUGCUGCCAGGCGGUGGAGAAAGUUUUGGAGAAGGUGGAAAAACAAAUCGACGCAGAUUCGGAAAGUGCGAAAAUGAUGUUAAAAACCUCCUUGGGAAUGGGAGCAGAGAAGAAACAGCAAGAUGAAGAAGAAGCACGAGAGCAGGUCGCUGCUUUUCCUGUCGAAUCUUCGUAA